AACGUUUUUUGUUAAGAAGAAGUUGAAGACGAAACGAAACAAUAAACCGCUCUUAAAAUUAGAAACCAAAUAAACACGCGUCGAAGAAGUUUUACUAAAAUGGGAAAAAAAUAAAGGUAGCGCUAUUUCGCACGAUAACUUGUGACGAUUAGCGUUAUUUGCAAAGAGUCGCGCGAUCUCUCGUCUCUCUUGCAGUUAUGCAGUUAUGACUCGCGUCUAUGAAUUUAGGUUUCUUAUUAUAAAUAAAUCGGCCUCUCAGUCUCUAAUAUCAAACAGUUCCCUAUAAUUGGAAUCGGAAGUAGGGUUGGGGCAAAGGAAUUCGAGAGUAGGCAAUGGCUCCCUUCUGUUUGCGAGGUCGUUUUAGCAACAACAAACGUUCCAAAUUGCAAUGCAAGAAUAAAAAGAAGAAGAGUGGGAUGAAGGACAUGCAAGAAAGGUUUGAGAAGCUGAAAGUGGAGAUGGAGGAAAUCAGCGAUGAACAGAAGAAUAUAAGAGAAGGGCAAAGGCAAGUGAGGGAAAAAUUUGAAGCGAUUGAAAGUGAGUGUGAGGAAUUGAAGAGGGAAACAAGACUCAUUAUCCAGAAAAGUGCCCGGACCCAAAUCAAGCUGGUUCUUAUGUUCCGAAUUUUGAAAGCUAGGGAACAGGGUGACCUAGCCACUGCUGCCAAUUUCACUCACUUGCUUCGUGAAAUAGUAGGAAGAGAGGAUGAGGAAAGGCAAGCUUCAGGCGACAAUUGAGCUGCAAGGAGGAACUUCUUCUGCUGGUAGAAAUAUUAAGCAUGGAAUUUAGUGUGUUUUUAAAGUGGUUGCUGUCUUUUAGCAUUGGGGUUUGUUGUUAUGAACUUAUGUUUACUUUCUUUAGUUUGUUCCAUGUUGGGUAUUUUAUGUGAUAAUUACUCUCUUUAGUUUGGUAUGAACUUCUUUAUGCAAUCUAUAAGGUUCUAUUAGAUAAUUUUAUUAAUGGUGCCA
Molecule: messenger RNA, 968 nt
Organism: Theobroma cacao (cacao)
Lineage: Eukaryota; Viridiplantae; Streptophyta; Magnoliopsida; Malvales; Malvaceae
Source: RefSeq, a predicted model, not a curated record